Messenger RNA from Prunus armeniaca (apricot), 447 nucleotides. The record is from the annotation of a GenBank genome assembly. Lineage: Eukaryota; Viridiplantae; Streptophyta; Magnoliopsida; Rosales; Rosaceae.
AUGAAAGCCGGAGGGUCGUGGACAACAAUGGAAGAUGUUUUAUUGUGUGAGUGUUGGGUCCAAGUUGGUCACGAUCAUGGGCAAUGUGAGAUGAAGUUUUCUCAUAUGUGGAGAAAAAGGUCGGGUUUUGCUCGUACGGAAAUGACCUUGGCUAGUAGGUGGAAAUUUUUGAAUAAAGAGUUGGGGAAAUGGAGAGAGCAAAAGCAAGGGAUAACGUUCGAAGCAGCGAAAAUCUUGGCAACGAGAUUAUGCAAGCACAAUGUGGUUCGAUGCCAUUGGCCAAGGCAAAAAAUCUUUCAACAAUCACAAAUGUUGGGAGAGACUCCGUUCCACGAUUCAACGACAUCAGAUUCGCCGUUGGAGUCCCCCGAUGAAUCAAGACUUACUAAUCCAAAGGGAGCCAAGGCCUAUUGGGAGAAAGGUGAUAAAGGCCAAGAGAGGGAGUAA